This is a messenger RNA of Bombina bombina (fire-bellied toad), 1293 nucleotides long. It is a transcript of the gene POU4F1, whose product is annotated as POU class 4 homeobox 1. Gene Ontology annotation, biological process: regulation of transcription by RNA polymerase II. The record is from RefSeq and is a predicted model, not a curated record. Lineage: Eukaryota; Metazoa; Chordata; Amphibia; Anura; Bombinatoridae. Gene Ontology annotation, molecular function: RNA polymerase II cis-regulatory region sequence-specific DNA binding; DNA-binding transcription factor activity, RNA polymerase II-specific.
AUGAUGUCAAUGAACAGCAAGCAGCCUCACUUUGCCAUGCACCCCAGCUUACCUGAGCACAAGUACACCUCUCUACACUCCAGCUCUGAGGCAAUAAGGAGGGCAUGUCUGCCAACCCCACCGUUGCAGAGCAAUAUCUUCGCCAGCCUGGAUGAGUCCCUGCUAGCCCGGGCCGAGGCUCUAGCAGCUGUAGAUAUGGCUGUAUCCCAGGGCAAGAGUCAUCCUUUCAAGCCUGAUGCCACCUACCACACCAUGAGUAGCGUGCAAUGCCCUAAUAAUUCUACUCUCCCUCUUGCCCACCACCACCAUCACCACCAUCACCAUCACCACCAAGCGUUGGAGGCCGGAGACCUUUUGGACCAUGUCACCUCUCCAUCCCUAGCACUGAUGUCAAGUAAUGGCCAUGAAGGAGUCGGCGGUGGUGGAGGAGGUGGAGGGGGAGGUGGUGGCGGAGGAGGUGGCGGAGGAGGCUUGAUCUCUACCUCGGCCCAUCCGCACAGCCAUAUGCAUGGCCUGAGCCACCUUUCCCACCAGGCGGCUAUGAAUAUGACUUCUGCCCUCCAGCACCCUGGACUGAUGGGACACCAUGGACCUGGCGGUCAAGUUGGCUCCGCAGUGGGUGCUGCUGCAGGCUUGGCCUCUAUCUGCGAUUCUGAAACUGACCCAAGAGAACUAGAAGCCUUUGCCGAGCGUUUCAAACAGAGGAGGAUCAAACUAGGGGUGACCCAGGCGGAUGUGGGUUCAGCACUAGCCAAUUUGAAGAUCCCCGGUGUAGGAUCCCUUAGCCAGAGCACCAUUUGUAGGUUCGAGUCCCUCACCCUCUCCCACAACAACAUGAUCGCCCUCAAACCCAUUUUACAAGCCUGGCUGGAGGAGGCAGAGGGGGCUCAGAGGGAAAAAAUGAACAAACCUGAACUUUUCAAUGGGGGCGAAAAGAAACGCAAGAGGACUUCCAUCGGCCCUGAGAAGAGGUCUCUGGAAGCUUAUUUCGCUGUGCAACCCCGACCCUCCUCCGAGAAGAUAGCUGCAAUCGCUGAGAAAUUGGACCUCAAAAAGAACGUGGUUCGGGUUUGGUUUUGUAAUCAGAGACAAAAACAAAAAAGAAUGAAAUUUUCUGCCACAUAUUAGAUCCCUAACCCCCAACCAUGCCCGCGUAUACCCUCAAAAUGCUAACAAAAAACACUAUUUAUGUAUUUAUUUAUUCUUUGAAUUUAUCAAUUUAAUUUAUAUUGCUCUUGAAAGAGGGUUUAUUUUCUUGUAGAGGACUCUAAAAGAACUUAAGACGAUCUCUAA